AAAAUGUUAAAGAUCAGUGUAAUUGUGCUCGUUCUAUUUUACAUCAAAAAUAGUGUGUCAAUCCAAAAUAAAAUCGAAAAAGUUUAUGUUCAUCAAAAACAACAAAUAUCCGACCAAGAUAAUACAGCCAGUGCAAGUGGUUAUAUGUAUCGUAGUGAUGGGCAUGGGCCAGCAACUUACGUCGAUUUGGGUGGACAUCCACAACAAAAAUAUGGUUUAGUGCAAGUACCAACCAAAUACUAUCCACAACCUCAACCUCAAAAGUAUUAUCAACCUGAAUAUCUACCAGAGCCUCAGCCACAAGUUAUUUAUCAACAACCACAAGAACAAUACAUUGCACCAGCGCCCCAAGUGAUCUACCAAAAACCUGUUGCACAAUACUCAAAUUAUAUUUUACCAAAACCAGUACCUUUUGUGGAAGGUAGUACUGGUGAAGAAUUUAAGAAAGGCGGUGGAGAACAAUUCAAUGCUGAACAUUUUUCAAAACAAGGCGAAAAAGGCGAAAAAGGAUAUAAAUCUAAACAUGAUUACGAGAAAGGUCAAAAAGGUCAUCAUGGAAACGAACACCAUAAAGGUUAUUAUGAUGAAAAUGCUGGACAUAAAGCUGGUCAUUCUGAUUCUGGAGCUUAUUAUGAUGAAGGGCACCAAGCAGCAAAAGCAGCAAAAGGUGAAAACUUCCAUGAAUCAAAAGGGCAUAAAAAAGGAUCAAAAACUACUGGAUUCCAUAAUGUAUACCAUAAAGAUGAAUACAAAAAAGAUCAUACCUUCUACGAUGAGGCAGAUGUAAGAGGUCAUCAUGAAAAAUACGGUGAUGAAGGGGCACACCAUUCUUCAGCUGCUGGUGGAUUUAAAAAGGGAGGUAGUCAUGAUUCUGCAUUCUUAGAAAAAGAAAAUGGAAAACAGGGACAUUAUGACAAAGGGCAUAACGAUCAAGCACAUAAAGGGUAUAAGGGACAAAGUGGUCAAGAAGAAUACUAUUCUGAUUUAGAAGCUUACAAAAAGAACAACGAACAAAGUGAUGGAAAAGAGUAUGGAUACAAGGAAAGUGAUGGAAAAUAUUAUUAA
This is a messenger RNA of Chrysoperla carnea, 1065 nucleotides long. RefSeq names its product homeotic protein proboscipedia-like. NCBI's taxonomy places the organism in Eukaryota, Metazoa, Arthropoda, Insecta, Neuroptera, Chrysopidae. The transcript has a single exon. Bases 4 to 1065 code for a protein of 353 amino acids. The record is from RefSeq and is a predicted model, not a curated record.